Molecule: messenger RNA, 824 nt
Organism: Capsaspora owczarzaki ATCC 30864
Lineage: Eukaryota; Filasterea; Ministeriida; Capsasporidae
Exons: 10
Cellular component (GO): extracellular matrix
Molecular function (GO): protein binding
Source: RefSeq, a predicted model, not a curated record
AUGCCGAGCGCGAAACUCGCAUUCGGGAUGCUUGCGCUCGGGCUGCUCUGCGCAACACAUCUGGCGUCCGCUCAAGAUGCAUGCACCGUCUGCACUUGCAGCAGCAAGAAGCUAUACUCAUGUCAGUCUUCGCUCACUCAGGUUCCCAUCAACAUCCCAGCCAAUACCAUUGACAUCGAUUUGUCUGGCACUGCCAUUACCAGUUUUACCGCAGCGUCGUUUUUUAAUCUGAGCAGUCUGACGUCAAUCUCUAUCUCAGGAGGACAGGGGCUAACAAGUAUCGCCAGCGAUGCAUUUCAAAACCUGACACAACUGCGGACGAUGCUUCUUUGGCUCGACGGUCGUGUCAACCUUGAUUCUUCAAACGCCCCCAUCAGCACUUUGCAGCUAUAUUAUUCCACGCCCGUCGUGCUUUCAGCAAACACAUUCACUAAUUUCAACAGUCUUACCUAUCUAUCGUUGCGCGAUGCUUCGAGCAUGGAGGAUCAUGCGUUGGCUGGGUUGCCAAGUUUGUUUGAGCUAGUGCUGACGGGCUCUUUGACAUCAGUCGCUGCUGCCGUCCAGGGCGUGAGCCCAUUGGAAGAUGUUUCCUCCUCUCUCCAAAUGCUUACCAUUGCUGAGUCAAACGUUGCAAGUAUUUCAGAUGUCGGAUUCAACAGUUUGACGAAACUAAAGCAACUGGUUAUUCAAACCAGUAGAAUCACCAGCAUUUCGAGCAACGCGUUUGCUGCCCUGACCUCUCUCACCUCUCUCACCCUGAACAGCAACCCAAUCACGAGUAUUCAUGCUGAUGCCUUCGCUGGGAUCACCAGGCUCCAAGCAUU